Messenger RNA from Tarenaya hassleriana, 3519 nucleotides. RefSeq names its product ubiquitin-activating enzyme E1 1. The record is from RefSeq and is a predicted model, not a curated record. The transcript has 8 exons. Lineage: Eukaryota; Viridiplantae; Streptophyta; Magnoliopsida; Brassicales; Cleomaceae. Bases 165 to 3413 code for a protein of 1082 amino acids. Gene Ontology annotation, biological process: ubiquitin-dependent protein catabolic process; DNA damage response; protein ubiquitination. Gene Ontology annotation, molecular function: ubiquitin activating enzyme activity. Gene Ontology annotation, cellular component: cytoplasm; nucleus.
UCCCUCGUAGUCUCACCGAAUCCAUUUCUUCUUCCUAAGCUGGCGUCCGAAUAAAUCUUGUGAUUUCAGAGUUCGCCAUUUCCAUAUCAGAUCUUCUCUUCUCUCUUUUGGAUUCCAUUCUUCGCUCGAGUACUCUCGUCCAAGGCAGGUUCUUCCUUCACUUUAUGCUUCACAAGCGAGCUGGUGAAGCAUCUGUUGUAGAGGAAAACAGCGAUAAGAGCAAGAAUUCGGCAUCUCCAUCGCCGCCGAUCAAGAGACGCCGGAUCGAGAUCACCGAGAAGUCUUCCGCGGUUUUCGAUUGUAAUACGAGCUCCGACUCCGGCAGCGGUAGCGUCGAGCCGCGGCUCAACGACAUGGCUUUCGGUAACUCGAACCGUCAGGAGAUCGAUGAGGAUCUCCACAGCCGGCAGCUCGCGGUCUACGGGCGUGAGACCAUGAGGCGGCUUUUUGCUUCCAACGUUCUCGUCUCCGGGAUGCAGGGUCUUGGUGCCGAGAUAGCCAAGAAUCUUAUUCUUGCUGGUGUGAAGUCGGUGACCCUGCACGAUGAAGGCAUCGUUGAGCUAUGGGACUUAUCCAGUAACUUUGUUUUUUCGGAGGAUGAUGUUGGUAAGAACAGGGCACUUGCUUCAGUUCAGAAAUUACAAGAACUAAACAAUGCAGUGGUUGUCUCUACCUUGACGACAAGCCUAGCCAAAGAGAACCUUUCUGAUUACCAGGUUGUUGUAUUCACUGAUAUCAGAUUCGAGAAAGCCAUUGAAUUUGAUGAUUACUGCCACAGUCAUCAGCCUCCUAUCUCCUUCAUCAAGGCUGAUGUCAGAGGUCUUUUUGGUUCUGUAUUUUGUGAUUUUGGGCCCGAGUUUACAGUUCUUGAUGUGGAUGGAGAGGAACCCCACACAGGCAUCAUUGCCUCCAUCACCAAUGAGAAUCCUGCAUUUGUUUCUUGUGUUGAUGAUGAGAGACUUGAAUUUCAAGAUGGGGAUUUAGUUGUUUUCUCUGAAGUUGAGGGAAUGGCAGAAUUGAAUGAUGGAAAGCCGAGGAAGAUAAAAUCUGCGAAGCCAUAUGCAUUUAUCCUUGAUGAGGACACCACUGGUUAUGGCACAUAUGUGAAGGGUGGUAUUGUCACUCAGGUGAAGCAGCCUAAGGUGCUGCACUUUAAACCGCUGAGGGAAGCACUUGGAGAUCCAGGAGAUUUUCUUCUUAGUGAUUUCUCAAAGUUUGAUCGCCCUCCCCUCCUCCACUUAGCUUUCCAGGCACUUGAUAGAUUUUGUUCUGAAUCUGGUCGAUUCCCUGUUGCUGGCUCCGAAGAGGAUGCUCAGAAAUUGAUAUCUAUUGCAGCUAACAUCAAUAGUGAACUGGGUGAUGUGAAGUUGGAAGAUAUUAACCCUAAACUCCUACGACACUUUGCCUUUGGUGCCAGGGCUGUCUUGAACCCCAUGGCUGCUAUGUUUGGUGGCAUUGUAGGCCAGGAGGUUGUUAAAGCUUGCUCUGGGAAAUUUCACCCUCUCCAUCAGUUCUUUUACUUUGAUUCCGUGGAGUCACUCCCUACUGGCCCUCUGGAUCCAGAUGACUUUAAACCACGUAACUGCCGAUAUGAUGCUCAAAUUUCUGUAUUCGGUGCUAAGCUCCAGCAGAAACUCGAGGAUGCUAACGCCUUCAUAAUAGGGUCUGGUGCUCUUGGUUGUGAGUUCUUGAAAAACAUGGCUCUGAUGGGGGUUUCUUGUGGAAGCCAAGGGAAACUAACGGUAACGGAUGAUGAUGUAAUUGAGAAGAGUAACCUCAGUCGUCAAUUUCUCUUCCGCGACUGGAACAUUGGACAGGCUAAAUCUACGGUGGCAGCAUCUGCUGCAGCAGCCAUAAAUCCCCGCUUCAAUGUUGAGGCUCUUCAAAACCGCGUCGGCCCUGAGACCGAGAAUGUCUUUGACGAUGCCUUCUGGGAGAAUCUCACCGUCGUGAUUAAUGCGUUGGAUAAUGUCAAUGCGAGACUCUAUGUUGAUUCAAGAUGCUUGUAUUUCCAGAAGCCUCUUCUUGAGUCUGGAACUUUGGGUGCAAAGUGCAACACGCAGAUGGUUAUCCCACACCUAACAGAAAAUUAUGGCGCUUCAAGGGACCCGCCAGAGAGACAGGCGCCAAUGUGUACGGUGCAUUCAUUUCCUCACAACAUUGAUCACUGCCUGACCUGGGCUCGCUCUGAAUUCGAGGGUCUGCUUGAAAAGACUCCUGCUGAAGUAAACGCAUUUCUCUCAAACCCGGAUGAGUACACAAACUCAAUGAUUAGCGCUGGUGAUGCUCAGGCCAGGGACACUCUCGAGCACAUUCUCGAGUGCCUUGAGAGGGAGAAGUGCGAAACCUUCCAAGACUGCAUAACCUGGGCUCGUCUGAGGUUUGAGGAUUACUUUGUGAACCGUGUCAAGCAGUUGAUUUACACAUUCCCUGAAGACGCUGCCACGAGUACCGGGGCUCCAUUCUGGUCCGCCCCUAAAAGAUUCCCACGCCCGCUUCAGUUCUCCUCGUCUGACCCGAGCCACCUUAACUUUGUUUUGGCAGCCGCUAUUUUACGCUCAGAGACGUUUGGGAUCCCUGUUCCGGACUGGGUCAAGAGCCCAAAAGAAGUAGCUGAAGCUGUUGACAAAGUGAUAGUUCCUGACUUCCAGCCAAAGAAAGACGCAAAGAUUGUGACUGAUGAGAAGGCCACCACUCUGUCCACAGCUUCCGUGGAUGAUGCGGCUGUCAUCAAUGAACUCAUCGCAAAACUCGAGAAGUGUAAGCGGAGCUUGCUUCCAGACUUCAGGAUGAAACCAAUUCAGUUCGAAAAGGAUGACGAUACGAACUACCACAUGGAUAUGAUAGCAGGGCUGGCCAACAUGAGGGCGAGGAACUACAGCAUUCCGGAGGUGGACAAACUGAAAGCCAAGUUUAUAGCUGGGAGAAUCAUCCCGGCCAUAGCGACCUCGACGGCCAUGGCGACAGGCCUUGUCUGCCUCGAGCUUUACAAGGUAUUGGACGGAGGGGAACACAAAGUAGAGGACUACAGGAACACGUUUGCCAACCUGGCGCUGCCGCUGUUCUCAAUGGCGGAGCCGGUGCCGCCGAAAGUGGUGAAACACAGGGACAUGGCGUGGACCGUGUGGGACAGGUGGAGGCUGGAGGGAAACCCGACACUGAGGGAGCUGCUCAAGUGGCUGGGGGGCAAAGGCCUCGAUGCAUACAGCAUCUCGUGCGGAAGCUGCCUUCUGUUCAACAGCAUGUUCCCAAGGCACAAGGAGAGGAUGGACAGGAAGGUGGUGGAUCUUGCCCGGGAUGUUGCCAAGGUCGAGCUCCCUCCCUACCGUCGCCACCUGGACGUCGUGGUGGCAUGUGAGGACGAGGACGGCAAUGAUGUCGAUAUUCCCCUCGUCUCUGUCUACUUCCGGUGAAAAAUUAUUUACCCCGAAAGAGGAGAGAGAUGGAGAGGGGAAAUUUGUCGGAAUCGAGCGUUUGUGCUUUGUUUGUUGUUUCAUCGGCCCGCAUUGUUGUUUGGGU